AUGAACAACACUAUCCUCGAAGCAUUGCCAUACACACCAAGCACCAUGACUCUUCAAAACACCACAAUCAGCGAUAACAACAUGGGCUCCGAGACAUUCCCCAGCUACAGCACAUCUCAAACCUCAACCCCAACAACGAAGCAAUCAGACUCCCCCACAAACACCCCCUACAACAGCAUUUCCUCAACAAACGCAAGCACCCAGCAAGUCGCCCACGCAGAGUCCACCACCAACGACGAAUCCAACGGAGUCUCAGACCACACAGAACGCCGCCGAGGCUCAAGAGCCAACGGGCUAAGCGCAGGAAGUUCUGCGGCAAGGAGUCGCUCAAGAGGCGCGUGGGGUGAACAUCGCAUGGCCAAGGACGAGAAGGUUUGGGCUCAGGAUAAGGAGCGGAAACAUGGGAAGCUGUUUGAGAGGAUUUUCGAUCAUAAGCUUGCGCCGGAGUUUUUGAAGUAG
This is a messenger RNA of Pseudocercospora fijiensis CIRAD86, 459 nucleotides long. RefSeq lists its product as uncharacterized. Bases 1 to 459 code for a protein of 152 amino acids. The transcript has 2 exons. NCBI's taxonomy places the organism in Eukaryota, Fungi, Ascomycota, Dothideomycetes, Mycosphaerellales, Mycosphaerellaceae. The record is from RefSeq and is a predicted model, not a curated record.